Molecule: messenger RNA, 687 nt
Organism: Morone saxatilis (striped sea-bass)
Lineage: Eukaryota; Metazoa; Chordata; Actinopteri; Moronidae
Product: tripartite motif-containing protein 16-like protein
Exons: 4
Coding region: 1-687 (228 amino acids)
Molecular function (GO): protein binding
Source: RefSeq, a predicted model, not a curated record
AUGCCAACCAGUGCUCCCAGUAAGAGAAUCAUGCCUGCAACCGGCAGACCUGAAAAUAUCCCAGACUACGAGCCCAACAUCCCUGAGCCCACAUGCAGAGCUGAUCUUCUAAAACACUGGAUCAACCUUUCCCUGGAUGACAAGACAGCCAAUAAGAUGCUGUGGAUCACAGAGUUUGGAUCCAAGGUGUCGCGUAUGACUGAUGAUGUCACUUGUCCUGUUCUGGACCGGCCAGAGAGAUAUGAGCAUGCCCCUCAGGUCCUUUGCAAAGAAGGUAUCCUGGGCUUCCGAGCUUACUGGGAAGUGAAAUACUCAGGAUGGGUGGUCGUUGGAGUAGCCUAUGAAGGGGCGGGAAGGAGGGGAAGCGACGGACCCUGCGGGCUGGGAGAGAAUGAAGAGUCCUGGGGUCUUGGGUGGGGUGGGUCCCACUACCAGUUGUGGUUCAACGGCAUUAACACAGAAAUCUGGGAAAUUCCAAAAUGCACCACCAUCGGGGUAUACCUUGACCAUCCAGCUGGUAUCAUCAGUUUCUAUGCAGUUGAAGAAGUGAAGGAAGGAGAGGCGAGUGAAGGAACAAAGGAGAUCAGGCUGCUACAGCAGAUUAAGAACUCCUUUAAGGGGAGGAUGUUGGCAGGUUUCUGGGUUGGACAAAAGUCAUCAUGUUCCUUAGUUAAACAAGAGGAGUAA